Messenger RNA from Candoia aspera, 5305 nucleotides. RefSeq names its product CCR4-NOT transcription complex subunit 6 like (gene CNOT6L). Bases 224 to 1876 code for a protein of 550 amino acids. The transcript is spliced from 12 exons. The record is from RefSeq and is a predicted model, not a curated record. Gene Ontology annotation, molecular function: poly(A)-specific ribonuclease activity; protein binding. Gene Ontology annotation, cellular component: CCR4-NOT complex; cytoplasm; nucleus. Lineage: Eukaryota; Metazoa; Chordata; Lepidosauria; Squamata; Candoiidae. Gene Ontology annotation, biological process: nuclear-transcribed mRNA poly(A) tail shortening.
GAGGCCCGAGGAGGAGGAAGAGGGAAAGACGGCCCGGGAGGGUGACCGCCUGCCUGCUUCGCCCCCGCCGCGUCAGGCCCGUGGCUUCCUCGAGCCCGCCUUGCGCUCCGCCCGGCCCGGCCGCUGCCUCCUGCAUGUCUUUCUUGCCCUCAGCCCCGCCGCCUGAGCAGCCGCCUCAGCCCCGUCGACAGACGCCCCGGGGGCUGGAUGCAGACUAACAGGGAUGCCAAAGGAAAAAUAUGAUCCUCCAGAUCCUCGCAGAAUAUAUACCAUCAUGUCAGCCGAAGAGGUAGCCAAUGGGAAGAAGUCCCAUUGGGCAGAGUUGGAAAUCUCGGGUAGAGUGCGCAAUUUAAGUGCAUCACUUUGGUCACUAACACACUUGACUGCUCUCCACCUCAAUGACAACUAUUUGACUCGCAUUCCACCUGAUAUUGCCAAGCUUCAUAAUCUGGUUUACCUGGAUCUCUCAUCCAACAAACUCAGAAGUUUACCAGCAGAACUAGGAAACAUGGUAUCUCUCAGGGAAUUGCUUUUAAACAACAAUUUGUUACGUGUUUUGCCUUAUGAACUUGGACGGCUCUUCCAGCUACAAACACUAGGUUUGAAAGGCAAUCCUUUAUCACAAGAUAUUCUCAGCCUGUACCAGGACCCAGAUGGGACACGUAAAUUGUUGAACUACAUGCUUGACAAUCUAGCAGUUCAUCCAGAGCAGCUGCCUCCAAGGCCAUGGAUUACAUUAAAAGAGCGAGACCAAAUUCUGCCCUCAGCUUCAUUUACUGUCAUGUGCUACAACGUAUUGUGUGAUAAAUACGCUACCCGACAGCUCUAUGGCUACUGUCCUUCCUGGGCUUUAAACUGGGAAUACAGAAAAAAGGGAAUCAUGGAAGAAAUUGUGAACUGGGAUGCAGAUAUCAUUAGUCUUCAGGAAGUAGAAACUGAGCAAUACUUCACCCUCUUUCUGCCAGCAUUAAAAGAGCGUGGAUAUGACGGAUUUUUUUCUCCAAAGUCACGUGCCAAAAUCAUGUCUGAGCAGGAGCGAAAACAUGUGGAUGGUUGUGCAAUAUUCUUCAAAACAGAAAAAUUCACACUGGUGCAGAAGCACACAGUAGAGUUCAACCAGGUGGCAAUGGCCAACUCAGAAGGGUCAGAAGCUAUGCUGAAUCGAGUUAUGACAAAGGACAACAUAGGAGUUGCAGUUGUGUUAGAGGUGCACAAGGAACUGUUUGGGGCAGGUAUGAAACCACUUCAUACAAUGGACAGCCAGCUGCUUAUAAUAGCAAAUGCCCAUAUGCAUUGGGACCCUGAAUAUUCGGAUGUAAAGCUUGUCCAGACGAUGAUGUUUGUCUCUGAACUUAAAAGCAUCCUCGAGAAAGCCUCUGGUCGGCCUGGAAGCCCAACAGCAGAUACAAAUUCCAUUCCUCUGGUGCUGUGUGCAGAUCUCAAUUCACUGCCUGAUUCAGGUGUUGUGGAAUACUUAAGCAAUGGAAUAGUGGCUGAGAACCACAAAGACUUCAAGGAGUUGCGUUAUAACAAGUGUCUCAUGAACUUCAGUGGCAAUGGAAAGAAUGGGGCUUCUGAAGGAAGAAUCACCCAUGGCUUCCAGCUCAAGAGCGCCUAUGAAAACAACUUGAUGCCUUAUACUAAUUACACUUUUGAUUUCAAGGGUGUAAUUGACUAUAUUUUUUAUUCCAACACUCACAUGAAUGUGCUUGGUGUCCUGGGGCCUUUGGAUCCUCACUGGAUGGUUGAGAACAACAUCACGGGGUGCCCCCACCCUCACAUCCCUUCAGACCACUUCUCACUGUUGACUCAGCUUGAGCUCCACCCUCCGUUUCUGCCUCCGGUCAAUGGCAUCCAUUUGCCGAACAGGAGGUAGUGGAGCCCUGCUCCUUCCGAGGGCUGGGACCUGUUUGUUUGUUCAUGGACUUGUACAGUUGUAAAUCAAAGUCUGUAGGAGUGAAGUAUGGCCAACCUUUUAAAAGCUGCUGCUUCAUGCUCCUUUCAUGAUGUGUGUUGACAGUACAAUUUUGCACAUUUUUGGUGCAUAUUGGUACCGUUUGGCACUAGGGCUGGAACCAAAGUUGUUGUUUGUUCCCCUUUUCAGGUUUUUUUGUUUUGUUUUGAAGGUACAGACACAAAGUAUAUACAGACACACAUGAAGAAAAGGCGGCAGGCUUUACAUGUUUCAGCAAAAAGCUGCCUUAAUGGACAAAUCGGAAAGGAGGGAUUUGCUUAUAUGUAUACAUCCAUAGCCAAAGGUUUUGUAUUUUUUCAAUCCUAGCCAGAUGUGUCCUUCCACCUGCUCCCAAAUCACUCACAUUUUUAAAAGUCCUCUGCACUAGACUUGACAGCAUGUAUUGGCUCUCUUGGGAAUUGUGUAUCAUUGGAAAUAGCACUUAAUGUUUUCAAUGUUUGUUCUCAGUACAGAUUUGUUCACCUCCCAUUUGAAAUAAGAAAGAUGCAAGACAUUAGUCUUCCUACCAUAAAAAAAAAAGAAAAGUUGCUCUGCUGCAAUAGAGACCUUUUCCAUGAGUAUCUGAUUGUAUCUGGCACUAAGUCACCAGGGUGUUAUGCCCUGCACCACCUCCAUUUCUGAGCUGUAAAAUGUUGCAUGCUCUGGUCUCAGAUUCAGUGAAUCACCUCCAUUACUCCAGGGGUAGGGAUGAGUCUGAACAUCUGGCUUGCAGCUGUAUUCUCUACCAGAAGAGUAAGAUAGCAUCGGUCUCUUACUUGCAGAGAGCUCAAAAUUAUGAAUUGGAUCACUUCAGGGGAACACAGAUAGAGGGACAGAGGACCAAGAGAGAGCCACAGUAAUUGGAGGACGAUUUGGAAUGCUGGACCCUGUGUUUAAAAUCAGUGACGAGAAUUCUUCUGCUAUUUAUAUAUUCGUCCACAAUAUAUAAAUGUUCCAACCCGAACACAGCUCUUCUCUUUAGCCCUUGUAAAUUAUAAGCCCCUUCUUCUGCCCUUUUAAAGUAUUCGGUCGAGAAAGGCUGGUAGGAGUGAAGUGGGAGGUGGAUGUUUAGCUUCAGCCGCCUUCAUGCAGAACAAGCAACUUUCUCUGGGUGCAAUUUUUUGUUUCAACAUGAAAGUGAGAAAAAGGUUAACCAUCCCCUUGGCUUUUUUUUUUUUUUCCUAACCCUAGUCGCCAAAUAGCCAUCUCAUGCUUUUAAUUCUUUUUUGUUCGUUUUUUCUGUUUUCUAUCAAGUUUUUUUUUUUUUUUUUUUUUUUUGAGGGAAACUACUUGUUUGUUCCCACCUGUUAAUUUCUUUCUUUAAGAAAUGCUUAGGCAUCCUUGCGUGCGCGUGUGCUUCUGGUGGCCAUUUUAAAACCUUUGUUCUUCUGGAGGGUGGGAAAAUAUUUUAUAAAUGCCAUCUCUUUAAGAGAGAUGCGGCUGUUAUCCACUCAGGACAACUGCUAUUGUGGUGGGCUUGAGCAGAAUCUUACGCAUAGGCUGUUCCAGUGCAGGAGGGGGUCCAAAGCAAGCAAGAUAGUGGAUGUGGGGUCUUGGUCCAAGUCCUGCCCCUGGGUGGGCAUUGCGUGCACACACGGAGGUGUGCGCUUGGAUCACAAUGCUGCGUCUUCCAUCUGGCGUGUUUUGACCCACCACCUGUGGCUGCUGCCGCCUAGUCAUUCCAGCGAAAGAAAGGCACUUAACAGUAAGCCCUUAGUGGAUAGAGUCACACCUUACUUUUCCAACAGCAGCAACAAAGGCAAAAGGACAUUUGUUUUAAGUUUUUGGUAUUUCUGCUUGCUGCUAUACAAGAUUCCUUGAGCUUAUAUUUUAAACUUUUCAUGCACUUUACUAUUUCUAGUCUGAAAAUGUGAUAUUUUUAAUAAAUGAGAAUUAUUUCCAUUAUGUGAAUGAAAAUUUUUAAAGGGCCUAUAUUUGUCUCAUCAAUACACUUUAAAAAAGGAAAAUAAAAAGAGUCAAGUAGUUAAUUUUAAAUCCUGAGGGACUGUCUGUUCUAUCCACAGGAGCCUUUAAGGUAUCUCUUUCCCCUCUCUCCUUUCUGUUUGGCUAACUGUGUCUGAAAUGGCAAGGGAGAAUUUGCAUUGGGCUCUGAAUUGUUCCCUCGUGCUUGUAGUGGGGUGGAGGUGGAGCGGAAUGAGGUACUGAAGAAUGCAGUCCACUUUCAAAAGGAUUUGUCUUCAGUUGGAACUUGCUGCACUGUGUAGAAUGAAAAAAGGAGAUAUUCAGAUGAAACCACAGCAGGGCAAUACUCCUUUAUAGGCCAAAUCAUCCUGUGGCUUAAACAUUAAUUUGCUUGGUGGCUGUUAUUGCAAGUUGGUGCAGCUAAUAAACCUCAGUCCGCUUCCUCUGUGGUGCGCUUAGAAUGGUAUGUGAACCAGGAAUUCUGCCGUUUUUGAGUUUCUUUCUGUGUCUGGUUCCAAGAGAAACAAGCUAGAGUUUCAGAUUCAUGCAGUGCAUUAAACAAAUCGCCAGAGCUGCAGGUCUGUUCAUUUGCAGCUCAGCCAAUUUGAAGCUAGGUAGCACUGAUACAAGGAAACUCAAAAUGACAGCCCCACUUCAGAUCCCUCCCUUUAAUCUGGAGCAGGACCUUGAUGGAUUCACCUGGCCUUUCAGUGUGUUUUUACUGAUCACUCCCCCCUCACAAUUGGCUCCCUUUGGUGGUGGGGAAGGGAUCUUACACACUGUGGUCGUGAGCUAGUGUUUUCAAGAGCAGCUCUGUAAAAUCCAAUUAUGAAGCAUGAGAAAUCUUUUCUCCUUUUAAAGAUCACAUUCCCCACCCCACCCUCAACAUUGGUGCAGGUAUUCUCUCUUACGUACCUCAAAAGGGUUCUAUAAAUGGCCAUGUAUAUAUACAUCUAUCUCUCUCUAUAUAUAUAUAAAUUGACAAGCCAAUUACGAUACAGUACUGGAAAGUUGACUAGCAUGACAAACUUAAUUUUGUGGACAUUAACCCCUUCGGUUUUGUUUCUGUAAGGGCACAGCCUUCUGGGAACGGCCUUUGCUCCAGCCCUGCCGCAAUACAAGGGUCCCAAUUCCUGUUCGUUUCAAUAGGGCUGGAAGGGGGGAAUUCCCAGUUGGAGUGUGCUCCAGGUCAUCUCCUGUAUCAUUUUGAGGCAUUUCUUAUGUUUCUUUCCUUCUCUGGAGGUAUGCACUAACAAUUUCCCUCCUCCUCGUACGUGCAUGUUAACUAGCAGAGUGAGCAAUAUUUCCCACCAUACUUCACUCCCAACUAUUUUUGGAGAUGUUUGUAUAAAAUGGAGUUUAAAAAAAAAUCGCCUGUGAUUGUAUAUGAACUGCAAAGGAGCCAGUUUAUUAAAUAAUACAAAAACA